AUGGCCCCCAGUUGGGGUUUCGUUUUAUGGGUAAAGUGGCGGUGGAAAUCGAAAAUCGCAUUGUUUGCUUCCCCGUCCCAUCCGAACGGAACGCAUCAUUUGCAGAAGAACCGACCCAUCGACAACAUAGAUCGUGACAGAUUCCCGGAAUCAACGGGACCAGCUCUAAUUUCCUACCCUGCGCCGGAUUCUCUGACCCGCCCGCGCGGAUGCCAGGCCCUCCUUCCGGGACCCGCUGUGGUUUGUUUUGAAAUCCGGCAAAAGUUCGGAGGGGGUGAAGAUAAGACGCAAACGGUAGUCGGGGCUUUCGGGGAAGCGGUACCUUUGCGUAGGGAUUCGGGGUCCAUUGGUUCCACCGGGGAAGGGGUUCCGGGUUCCACUGCUGUGGGUAACCGAUCGGAUCUGCCAAUGGGUACUUUGGGCGGUUUCGGGGAAUUUUAUCCUUGGUUGAGGGAAUUAGGGGAGAAGAUUAACAGCAAGGAUGAGGGAAUUCUGCAUGACGCAAUACAGUCAACAGUCUUUUUUCUUCUUCUCUCCAUUCUCAACGGUGAGAUCACAUGUGACAGAAAACAUGCGGUGUGGCGGUGA
This is a messenger RNA of Aspergillus glaucus CBS 516.65, 588 nucleotides long. RefSeq lists its product as uncharacterized. The record is from RefSeq and is a predicted model, not a curated record. NCBI's taxonomy places the organism in Eukaryota, Fungi, Ascomycota, Eurotiomycetes, Eurotiales, Aspergillaceae. The transcript is spliced from 3 exons. The coding region runs from base 1 to 588 and encodes 195 amino acids.